Messenger RNA from Thunnus maccoyii (southern bluefin tuna), 1608 nucleotides. RefSeq names its product fumarylacetoacetate hydrolase domain containing 2A (gene fahd2a). NCBI's taxonomy places the organism in Eukaryota, Metazoa, Chordata, Actinopteri, Scombriformes, Scombridae. The coding region runs from base 553 to 1518 and encodes 321 amino acids. Gene Ontology annotation, molecular function: hydro-lyase activity. The record is from RefSeq and is a predicted model, not a curated record. The transcript has 8 exons.
CACAUGAUUCCUUAAAUUGAACUCGUGCUGCCUUCGCGGGCUUCUCGUUACCCGUAAUUACGAACACCCAAAUGGCGAAACACUACUUUUCAUUGAUUUAAAGACUUAUUGGCUUAUUAAAAACUCCAACUGACACAUUAAUGAAUUGACUUUAGCUUCUGUUGAUGUCAUAGUGUCUAUUGUGUAUCAAAUGUGUGUUUGAUCGAUAAAAUUCAUAUUUUAGGCUUGUUAGGUCGUUCAUGUACGUGAAGUUGCUAGGUUCCCACGGCACUGGAAGACGCGUUUGAAGCUUCCAGCUGGGAAUUGUAGUUUCUAAAACGGAUUAAAAACGUAAAAUGCAGCAUUAAAGAGAUUAUAUGAGUAUUGUAGUGUUUGUUGUUUUGUAGAAUAUAAUAAGAAUCACGGCUACACUUUGUAGUUUGCGUUGGUUGAGUAAUUUGUCUCGCUUUAAACACGACAGAUAUCAUGGACUACAAACGUUAACCGGAAGUAGUUAGAAGUGGUGUUUUCGGUACAGAACCAGAGCGCUUUCACUUCUUUUGUUCUCAACAGAUGAGACAUCCUCUUCGCUCCUUGUGCGUCCUCAGGAGUUUAUUCUCUCACAGAACAGCAGCAAACCCUCAGAGGCGAGGCGUGUGCGGAGCAGCAAUGCGCCUGGUGCAGUUUAAUCGCCAUGGUGACGGAGGAGGCAUCAGAGUGGGAGUGGAGCAAGGCGAGGGGCUCGGCGUGGUGGAUCUGAAGGCGUUUGACCCCUCCAUGCCCUCGACUAUGAGGGAGCUGCUGGAGCUGGGAGACAAAGGUCUGGAGUGUGCACAGAGAGCGCUGUCGUCCGGUCAGUGUGUGGUGGAGCGUUCAGACAUCAGGCUGCUGUCUCCCGUGUUGGCCCCGGAGAAAGUGGUGUGUGUGGGUAUGAACUACCGUGACCACUGCCUGGAGCAGAACGCCCCGAUCCCCAAAGAACCGAUCAUCUUCAGCAAGUUCCCCAGCGCCAUCACAGGACCGUACGAUGACAUCAUUCUGCCCUCAGAGAGCCAGGAGGUGGACUGGGAGGUGGAGCUGGCAUUUGUUAUUGGACGAAGAGGAAAACACAUCAAGGAGGAGGACGCUCUCUCCUACGUGGCAGGGUUCACCGUGGCCAACGACGUCAGCGCGCGUGACUGGCAGAUGAAGCGCAACGGGAAGCAGUGGCUGCUGGGAAAAACGUUUGACAGCUUCUGUCCUCUCGGCCCCGCCUUAGUAACCACAGAUGCUGUGCGAGAUCCUCACAACCUGGGCAUUCGCUGCCUGGUUAAUGGAGACACAGUCCAGAGCAGCAACACUGAUCAGAUGAUCUUCAAGACAGAGGCGCUGGUCGCCUGGGUCUCAAAGUUUGUGACAUUAACUCCAGGAGAUGUAUUCCUGACAGGUACCCCUCCAGGCGUGGGUGUGUUCAGGAAGCCACCCGUCUUUCUCAAGAAAGGAGACCUGGUGGAGUGCCAAAUAGACCAAUUAGGCUCUAUAAUCAACAAAGUGGCCUGAAAUCUGAGACAAACUACUGGAAACAAUCUGAAACAAUCUAUAAAGGAAAGUCAGCUGUUGAAUAAACUGCUGAAUUACUGUUUUCAAAAA